AUGAACACUUCGGUGACGCUCUCGGGAGGACAGCGGAUGCCGCUGCUGGGGCUGGGCUGCUGGCAGGCUCCGAGCCAGGAGGUGGCCGCCGCCGUGGAGGCCGCCCUGCUAGCCGGCUACCGGCACAUCGACACCGCUUACAACUACCUGAACGAGGACGGCGUCGGAGAGGGAAUCCGAGCCGCCCUCAAAACACGCAGGAUGACCAGGAGGGAUCUCUUCGUGGUCACCAAGCUGCCCAUGAUCGCCAUGCAGGAAGGCAAGGUGGAGAAGUACCUAAAGAAGUCGCUGAAACUGCUGGGUCUCGACUACGUCGAUCUGUACCUUGUCCAUACGCCGUUUGGGUGUGUGGAGAGAAGUGAGACGGACGUCUUUCCCUCGCAGGAUGGGAAACUGCUGAUAGAUUGUUCGACUGACCUGAUCGCCGUGUGGAAGGAAAUGGAAAAGAUGGUGAAACUUGGCCUGGCAAAAUCGAUCGGCGUAUCCAACUUCAACGCCAAGCAAGUUCUGAAGAUAGUCUCCAAUGCUGAGAUACCUCCCGCUGUGCACCAGGUGGAAUGUCACGUCUAUUUCCAGCAGCGCGCACUGCGCGAGGCGUGCAAGAAGCACAACAUUGCCAUCACAGCGUACGCUCCGCUGGGCUCCCCCGGCCGCAAGGUGCUGUACGAGAGCCGCGGCGCGACCGUGGAGCUACCGGACCUGCUGAAUAACCCGGUGGUGCGCCUGGUAGCGGAGAAGCACAAGCGGACAGCAGCGCAGGUUCUGCUGCGCUUCCUGGCCCAGCAGGACAUCAUUGUCAUCCCCAAGUCGACCAAGGCGACGCGGAUCCGUGAGAACGGAGACAUCUUCAGCUUCCAGCUUGACGAGCUGGACAUGGCGGCGCUGAGUUCGCUGGACCAGGGCGAGCCGGGUAGAACCUUCCGCAUGUCCGUGUUUCCUGGCGUCAGCGAUCAUCCGGAAGCUCCCUUCUAG
Pollicipes pollicipes is the source of this 972-nucleotide messenger RNA. RefSeq names its product 1,5-anhydro-D-fructose reductase-like. The transcript has a single exon. Gene Ontology annotation, molecular function: oxidoreductase activity. Bases 1 to 972 code for a protein of 323 amino acids. The record is from RefSeq and is a predicted model, not a curated record. Lineage: Eukaryota; Metazoa; Arthropoda; Thecostraca; Pollicipedomorpha; Pollicipedidae.